Trachymyrmex septentrionalis is the source of this 657-nucleotide messenger RNA. Its product is annotated as mitochondrial pyruvate carrier 2-like. Gene Ontology annotation, molecular function: pyruvate transmembrane transporter activity. Gene Ontology annotation, cellular component: mitochondrial inner membrane. The record is from RefSeq and is a predicted model, not a curated record. Gene Ontology annotation, biological process: pyruvate import into mitochondria. NCBI's taxonomy places the organism in Eukaryota, Metazoa, Arthropoda, Insecta, Hymenoptera, Formicidae. The transcript is spliced from 5 exons.
UUGCUUGAAUAACACGGUAAUGGAAUGCAAGGAUGGCAAGGAUUGCAGUAAGGUGUCAGAAGUGACAACUGAGGGCAACAAGGUCCAGGUAUUAUCGGACAACAUUGAGGUGGUGGGAUGCAAGGUGGCCUCCUAGGUGGACUUUUGCAAGGAAUUUCUUCAAUUCUCGGGAUUUUACACGAAAGAAAUUAUGGCAGCACCCAGUGCUUAUAAGAGAUUAAUGUUAAAAAUCGCUUCGGUCCUCCCCGAGAAAGUUCGCCCCGCAUUUUUGCAUCCUGCAGGUCCGACAACCGUAUUCUUUUGGGCGCCAACGUUUAAAUGGGGUCUGGUUAUAGCGGGUAUAGGAGAUAUUAAUCGACCUGUAGAUACGAUUUCUCUCAGCCAAACUGCGAGUCUUAUGAUUACAGGUGCAAUUUGGUCUAGAUAUUCACUGGUCAUCAUACCAAAGAAUUAUAAUUUGUUGAGCGUCAAUUUAUUCGUUUCUGCCACGGGAGCAUAUAACUUCAUCAGAGGAGCAUUAUAUCAAAUGGCGCAAAAGUAAAUGGACAUCAUAAAUAUGCAGAUCAUGAAAUUAAGAAGAAAAAUGCUUAUCAGUUUUAGGAUUUGUUUUUACCUGGCUGAUAUUCUGAACGACUUCCAUUCCUUUGUGAACUCGGC